AUGCUGCUGCUUGUAUUUUUGAAUGUGUUAAAUUUAAUUGGAACUGGUAUGGGAUAUUCCGCUGAAGAUGUUGUUAACUUGAAGAAAACUUUAUUUCAAACGUACGAUAAAGAUGUCAGACCGUCACUGGAUUUUUCAAAGUCUUUAGCUGUAGAUUUUAAACUAGUUUUUCACGAAGUUGACGAAGUAAAUGAAAAAAGUCAAAGCAUAUCUGGUUCGGGAAAACUGAAAAUCAAAUGGAAUGACAAUUAUUUAACAUGGAAUGAAUCGCAUUUUCAUGACAUUAACCAGAUUCUUGUACCAGAAGAAGCGAUCUGGAAACCGGAUAUAAGAAUUCAUAACGGACGAGCUUCUAUAGGCAAUUCCGAGUCAAAGUCGAAACAGUUGAAAGUAGGGAAGAAUGGGGAUGUCACUUGGAUACACUUUCUGUGGUUUGAAACCCAGUGUGCUAUCGAUGUAAAAUAUUAUCCUUUUGAUAACCAGUCAUGUGAUAUUGAAUUCAUAUUCCUAAAUGGUGAUGGUAUUUGGAUUGACUCUGCAGUUGUUGAUACAGAUGUUACGGAAGUUAAAGAUGAUUGGAUAAUAGAAAAAACAAAGUCGAGAAUAAUAAAUAGAAACAAUAAACAGAGAGCUCAGUUUAAAUUAUACAUCAAACGCAAACCAUAUAGAGUCCUUCUAGAAUUUGUUCUCCCUGUAGUCAUGAUGGCCGUGCUUGAUCUGUUCACGUUUUGUAUUCCUUGUGAUAGCGGAGAGAAAAUAUCCUACACAACAACAAUGUACCUUGCAUUUUCAGUUUAUACCUUUAUUUUGUCGUCAUAUCUCCCAGAAUCAUCGGAUAAUUCUGUAAUAGCAAUAUUUCUGAAGGCGAUGAUGGUACUAGAAACAGCCAUUGUAGCAGUAACAGCCAUACAAUUAAGAAUAAAUCACCAUAGCAACAACGCAAGCCCUCCAUCUUGGGUGAAAGUAAUUUGUCGACUCACGAAUAAAAUAACUUGUUACAGUAAUAAGAAUAAAGUAACAGUUUUCAAAGAAAAACAUUCAGAAGAUAUGGAGGUCGACAAGAAGAUUUCUGGAGAAGAUGUUAAACGAACUUGUGACAACUUGGACAGGAUUUUGUUUUGGUUUUUCGCUGUUGCAAUGUUUUUGACCUCUCUCACCUGUCUACUUGUGGUAUCUUGA
Messenger RNA from Mytilus trossulus (common blue mussel), 1179 nucleotides. Its product is annotated as neuronal acetylcholine receptor subunit beta-3-like. Gene Ontology annotation, molecular function: transmembrane signaling receptor activity; transmitter-gated monoatomic ion channel activity involved in regulation of postsynaptic membrane potential; excitatory extracellular ligand-gated monoatomic ion channel activity. Gene Ontology annotation, biological process: signal transduction; regulation of membrane potential; nervous system process. The transcript has a single exon. Lineage: Eukaryota; Metazoa; Mollusca; Bivalvia; Mytilida; Mytilidae. Bases 1 to 1179 code for a protein of 392 amino acids. The record is from RefSeq and is a predicted model, not a curated record. Gene Ontology annotation, cellular component: neuron projection; synapse; plasma membrane.